CCGAAUACUGCCGGAGAGACCCAAGCUCGGGCGGAGAGGCGUAGGCUAGCCGGAAGCAGAGCCGAGAGCGGCCGGAAGGAGCCGAGCCCUCCCGAAGAGGGCUGAGCGCAACCGUGCGUUGGGGCCGGGCCCACGCCAAGCCAUGGCGGCGGAGGGGACAGCCGUGGCCAGGGGCGGGGCUGUCGGGGGCUGCCCGGCUAGCGACACCUUGAAGCUGUGCAAGUGCUCGAACGCAGCCCCGAUCCGGCGGCGCACCUCUUCGCUGUCCCAGGAGGCCGAGCGCCGAGCCUACCAGUGGUGCCGGGAGUACUUGGGCGGGGCCUGGCGCCGGGUGCGACCGGAGGAGCUGAGGGUUGACCCUGUGAGCGGGGGCCUCAGUAACCUGCUCUUCCGCUGCGCGCUGCCGGACCACCUGCCCAGUGUCGGCGAGGAGCCCCGGCAGGUGCUGCUUCGGCUGUACGGGGCCAUCCUGCAGGGCGUGGACUCCUUGGUCCUCGAAAGCGUGAUGUUCGCCAUCCUGGCCGAGCGGGCGCUGGGGCCUCAGCUCUAUGGCGUGUUCCCCGAGGGCCGGCUGGAGCAGUACCUCCCAAGCCGGCCGCUGAACACCCACGAGCUGCGUGAGCCAGUGCUGUCAGCAGCCAUUGCCACCAAGAUGGCCCAGUUCCACGGGAUGGAGAUGCCUUUCACCAAGGAACCUCGCUGGCUGUUUGGGACCAUGGAGCGGUACCUGAAGCAGAUCCAGGACCUGCCCCCUACAGGUCUCCCCCAGAUGAACCUGCUAGAGGUGUAUAGCCUGAGGGAGGAGAUGGCCAACCUCAGGAAGUUGCUGGACUCUACCCCAUCACCAGUGGUUUUCUGCCACAAUGACAUCCAGGAAGGGAACAUCUUGCUGCUCUCAGAGCCAGAAAAUGCAGACAGUCUUAUGCUGGUGGACUUUGAGUACAGCAGUUACAACUACAGGGGUUUUGAUAUUGGGAACCAUUUCUGUGAGUGGGUGUAUGAUUACACACAUGAGGAGUGGCCUUUCUACAAAGCGAAGCCAGCCGAUUACCCCACCCGGGGACAGCAGCUCCAUUUUAUUCGUCAUUAUCUGGCCGAGGUAAAGAAAGGUGAGACACCUUCUCCAGAGGAACAAAGGAAGCUGGAAGAAGACUUGCUGGUGGAGGUCUCUCGGUAUGCCCUGGCUUCUCAUUUCUUCUGGGGUCUCUGGUCCAUUCUCCAGGCAUCCAUGUCCACCAUAGAAUUUGGUUACUUGGAGUACGCCCAGUCCCGAUUCCAGUUCUACUUCCAGCAGAAGAGGCAGCUGAACAGCCUCCACCCCAAGUCCUGAUGGCCCCGCUUAGGGUUUCUCGAAGCCUCCAGGGCAGGACCUUGGAGGGAGG
This is a messenger RNA of Orycteropus afer afer, 1382 nucleotides long. It is a transcript of the gene CHKB, whose product is annotated as choline kinase beta. Gene Ontology annotation, molecular function: choline kinase activity; ethanolamine kinase activity. Gene Ontology annotation, biological process: CDP-choline pathway; phosphatidylethanolamine biosynthetic process. Lineage: Eukaryota; Metazoa; Chordata; Mammalia; Tubulidentata; Orycteropodidae. The record is from RefSeq and is a predicted model, not a curated record. Gene Ontology annotation, cellular component: cytoplasm.